Messenger RNA from Ostertagia ostertagi, 366 nucleotides. NCBI's taxonomy places the organism in Eukaryota, Metazoa, Nematoda, Chromadorea, Rhabditida, Trichostrongylidae. The record is from the annotation of a GenBank genome assembly.
AUGUCGAACAGCUCAGCAUCACUACACAUACACGAGACGAGAAUGACGUUUGAGGCAAUGAUACACGAUCAGGUGGCAAUGAAGGACCCCCUAGGAGCCCACAUCGAUGCUUCGGGAUUGAUCCGAUUAGGAUUUCGUCUUCUCCUGCUGUUUUCCAUACUUCGAUGGCAGAAAAGCUACGACGAGCUGAAACAGCUGCUGCUAAAAGAGCGAUUUCUUGCAGAUGACGAACUAAAUGCAUAUCUGCUUGAGCGGCUUGGACCAAGAGGAUUGGAGCGAUCUCGAACUACCUUUCUGAGGCUUUGUCCAACAGUUUCCCAAUGUGGCAUUGUGCCACCAUUUAUUCACUACGAAAGUCGACAAAUC